Messenger RNA from Arachis duranensis, 2440 nucleotides. Its product is annotated as ATP synthase protein MI25. The transcript has a single exon. NCBI's taxonomy places the organism in Eukaryota, Viridiplantae, Streptophyta, Magnoliopsida, Fabales, Fabaceae. The record is from RefSeq and is a predicted model, not a curated record. Gene Ontology annotation, biological process: proton motive force-driven ATP synthesis. The coding region runs from base 932 to 1507 and encodes 191 amino acids. Gene Ontology annotation, molecular function: proton transmembrane transporter activity.
CCCAAAAGUCCCAUGUCUUUCUCGAUUGGUAAACCCAACCAGCGAUUUACAACAAACAAGUCUUUCCUCUUGUUUGGGGGGAGCAGAGCAGUUCAAAAAUGAAGCAAAGCAAAUGAAGUUAGAAAAACUAAGGUCUGUCUUAUCUGAUUUCAGGGCACAAUUUAUAAUAUCCCUCCUUUUGACUAUGCUUAUUUUGUUUGCAGUCUAUUUUAUAACACAAUGUAACAAGUUCUUAUUGGAAUUGAUAGACCGCCCAGAUAUUGAGUCUGUCAAGAUAGGUAUGUGGGGCAUUGAAGUUAUUAAAAAAAAAUAGCCCCCAACCGAAUCUUGAGAAUGAGAAUGUCGGAAUUGUGGUCUUUGGUAGUGAUACCGCUAUAAAAGAAGGAGAUCUUGUGCACUGGAUAUAACAUUUGAAUUUCUCAACCAUUCCACGUUUCCGAAACGGAUCCUAUCAAAUAUUUUACUUUUUCUAUGAUCAUCUCUAUUUUAGGUAUUCGGGGAAUUCUCCUUAAUAGACGAAAUAUUCCUAUUAUGUCAAUGCCAAUUGAAUCAAUGUUAUUAGCUGUGAAUUCGAACUUUUUGGUAUUUUCCGUUUCUUCGGAUGAUAUGAUGGGUCAAUCAUUUGCUUCAUUGGUUUCAACGGUGGCUGCUGCGGAAUCAGCUAUUGGGUUAGCCAUUUUCGUUAUAACUUUCCGAGUCCGAGGGACUAUUGCUGUAGAAUUUAUUAAUAGCAUUCAAGGUUAAACAUGACUCCUAGAGAAUUACAAAAAUACGAAGUUCUCUUUUCUCCUUUCGUUCUCUUCUUUUUGAUUUUGACUUGGUUGGCAGGGUCAGGGCCUUUCUCGCUGGGCGAGCGCAUCCGAUUGAUUCUAAAGUCCUUUCCUAAACCACUUCCCGUUCAGUUGCUGAAAGAUAGAGAGAACCUUUCUAAAUGAGAUUGAGUUCCACGAAUAUGCAAGCUAGAAAGAUGCUAUUUGCUGCUAUUCCAUCUAUUUGUGCAUUUAGUUCAAAGAAGAUCUCAAUCUAUAAUGAAGAAAUGAUAGUAGCUCGUUGUUUUAUAGGCUUCAUCAUAUUCAGUCGGAAGAGUUUAGGUAAGACUUUCAAAGUGACUCUCGACGGGAGAAUCCAGGCUAUUCAGGAAGAAUCGCAGCAAUUCCCCCAUCCUAACGAAGUAGUUCCUCCGGAAUCUAAUGAACAACAACGAUUACUUAGGAUCAGUUUGCGAAUUUGUGGGACCGUAGUAGAAUCAUUACCAAUGGCACGCUGUGCGCCUAAGUGCGAAAAGACAGUGCAAGCUUUGUUAUGCCGAAACCUAAAUGUUAAGUCAGCAACACUUCCAAAUGCCACUUCCUCCCGUCGCAUCCGUCUUCAGGACGAUCUAGGCACAAAGUUUAACUUAUUAGUUAGGAGGAAAUUUUGCCCCCAGUGUAUCUCGAAAGCAGAAAAAAUAGAACUCAUUCGAGAGAGCUUGGUGGUCUUAAGAAUAAAUAAGACGAAUAGAAUCUAAUUCAUGUUCAUGCUAACAGAAGAGCGGAUCCAAUACAAUGUAAAUAAUAUAUGCAACUUCUUUCUCAAAAAGUGCUUGCUGCACUUCUUUCUCAUGAAGCUGCUUUGCAAGAAAGGUUUGAGUUCCCUCCGGGGGUUCUGAUAGCCAAUGCUUCCUACGCUCCAGCCCUUAGCCCUUAACUCCUUAGCACAAGCACUAAGUAAGCCCUCCAAGGCCUUCAAUAUCGCACCUACUAGGACUUCAUUUUCGUUUUCGAAUAGGACUACUUCUUUCUUUUCUGUAUGCUAGGGCCGCCCGCACGCUUUAAGGGUUGUUGAAGGUAUUGCACUAAGAAAGACUCCUGCCGUUGCUAUGCUAAAGGUAAGAUUUUCUUUGAAAGCCGCUCAAGCAAUUUCUUUAAGAAGAGCAAGCAAGACAAGAUAAGGCUCGAAAGCUGCGAAGAAAGUAGAGCAGCUCUAAUCGAGCUGUGAAAUCGGUGUGGUGAGGUAUUGGAAGUGUUCAGCGAAUAUAGAUAAAGACACUAAAAAAGAGCACCGUGCUAUACUGCUCCAUAAGGUAAGGAGGGCUUCCGCAAAACUAGGUAGCUUUCGCUAAUGAGAGAUGGAUUGGGGGAUUAGGUCUCCUAAUUCAUGGAAUUUUUUUUCUCUGGAUAAGUUUCUUUUUAAAGCAGCAUUCUCCCUCGACUCGAUCUUGAAUUGAAUUAUCGAUCGAUAGAACGUUGAUCAAUAUUCAGGAAGAGAUCGAGGAUCACAGCAGGAUCCUAUCUGAUCUUUGUCAACACAGGACUCGAAGCCCCCUGCUCAAACAAAAGGCUAAUCCUUCGGAAUUGAAAAUGCCUUUCGUAUUAUAUUAAUUAUAGUGGAGGGGAGAAGACUCAUUUUGAAUUCUAUCUAUAUAGGGGGGAGCCAUUGUGAAGCCUAGAGAGGGGUGUCC